Molecule: messenger RNA, 993 nt
Organism: Aphanomyces astaci
Lineage: Eukaryota; Oomycota; Saprolegniomycetes; Saprolegniales; Verrucalvaceae
Exons: 3
Coding region: 1-993 (330 amino acids)
Source: RefSeq, a predicted model, not a curated record
AUGAAGAUUGCAAUGCAGGCGGAACGAUCGCGACUUCUGUCAUUACGGUCAGAACUGCUUCGCGUGCCGCCACCAACCCCGAACCACCCCAACGUCGUCUCUGCCGUAGGGUAUGAAACGGCGUAUCCCUUUCAACGCCUGGCUACUUGUGUGACUCGGCGGAGCAAGUACGGCGAGCCCCGUCUGGUGGUUCUUCGGUUUCUUCCUUCUACGGUCAUGGGCUCUGACUUCACAACGGAACGAACACCGGUCCAUGGUAUCCUCCCCUCGAAAGGUUCUGUGACUGACAAACUGGAUGACAUCUUUGACACGUUGAAGACGAUGCAGGCUCCGUUCCUUCCGAUGAGCCACAAUAUACCGGUGCACAUGGUGGGAACGAGACCUUUGGUGAUGGAGACGGCACCCACCGCUACGAGUGGCCAUUGCGAUGGCGGUGACGGGAACGAUCCGCGCCUGUAUGGAGAAGGCGUCUAUGGCUCGGUGGAUACAGUGGAGGCGGUGGACCAGGAGGAAAUGGUGGUCAUAGCGGUAGUGAUCCGGCUCCAUCGACAUUCGUUGGUGGCCAAUGCCCGCAAGCAACCGCUGAAGCUUGAAAGUGUGGACAAUCUGCAAUUGGACCAUUUCUUGGAACAUCUCGACGACAUCCAGAUUGAGUUCGAGCUGACGUAUAUCGAGCUCAUCCGCAUCUUGAGCUCGAACCGGACUUGGCGCAGCACACGAUGCAAAUUUUACAAGGAGUUUGUACAGAAGAGCAUGAGCGUGAAGAUGGCCGAAAUCACGCAGAACAGUGCCCUCAAGGCGAAAGAAACCGUCCGGAAAUACGCAUGGCGUAUCAACAAUGCCGCCCAAGAUCUCGAGUUGCGACAUUCUCAAGCAGUGCAGAUCUUCAACGAAGGUUGCAAGGACACUGGCGUGGCCUCGUGCAUCCGUGGGUCGGAGACGCGACCGCAUACGAUUCAGGAGUGCCUGGACUACCUUCGUUUUGGACCUUGA